This is a messenger RNA of Nicotiana attenuata, 396 nucleotides long. Its product is annotated as SKP1-like protein 11. The transcript has 2 exons. The coding region runs from base 1 to 396 and encodes 131 amino acids. The record is from RefSeq and is a predicted model, not a curated record. NCBI's taxonomy places the organism in Eukaryota, Viridiplantae, Streptophyta, Magnoliopsida, Solanales, Solanaceae. Gene Ontology annotation, cellular component: nucleus; cytoplasm. Gene Ontology annotation, molecular function: cullin family protein binding. Gene Ontology annotation, biological process: SCF-dependent proteasomal ubiquitin-dependent protein catabolic process.
AUGGCAGAGGCAGCAUCAUCGACCACAGAGAAAAGGUUUUUGACUCUGAAGUCGUCAGAUGGUGAUGAGUUUGAAUUGGAAGAAUCCAUUGCCAUUCAGUCUAUUCACUCCUCCACUUCUUCAAAUGAAGAAGAUAUCGAGAACUUCGACAAGGAAUUUGUGAGCAUUGGCUUCAAAACCAUCUUUAUAAUCUUAGAAGCUGCAAAUUUCCUUGACAUCUAUAGUUUGCUUGAGUUGUGCGCUGAGGCGGUGGAUAAUUUGAUUAAGAACAAGACGCUUGAAGCUAUUUGGAAGAUUUUCAUUAUCACUAGUGACUUUACCCCAGAAGAAGAGGCAGAGAUUCGGAAUGAGACUCCAUGGGCCUUUGAAGGGGAUCUUGAUCACUCCCUUGACUAG